UUGUCAAUGGCUAGGCUACGGCUAUACAAAAACAAAAAGAUAGGAUGACCGCGUCAUACAGUGCUUAUCAGCAGCCUCCACGCCUAUUGAUCAUAUAGCAUUGGCAAUGCAGAUCACGUUUAACGUUCAUUGCCAUAUGCAUAGUGAAUUUUAGUAUGAGCUGCAUGGCGAGCAUUAGCGAAGCUGUACUGGUAGAUCACAGUUCUAACUAUGACUUCGGAGUUUCUGCCACGGGUUAAAUUGUAGUUUGACUCAUCUUGCAUUACAUUUUGUAUGUAUUGAGGACAUUUUUCUGAGCGGGUUUAUCGGAAAAAAGGGGAAAAAUUAUGGCCACUCUGUCUCGGAAAGUGGUCGCAGUAGCAUUGAUCUUUACAUUGAUGACUGUCCUCGCGUAUUUGCACUUCAGUGAAUCUCCCAUGAAAUACUUUCAUCCGGUGCUAGAAUCAGUGACACAUCCCAACAGUAAUGCUGGUGAGAAGGAACACCGCAUCGUCAUCAUUGGUUCAGGUCCCACCUCACUUGGAGCAGCCCAGCGACUCCAUGAGCUUCAGGGGAAAUAUUUUAACACCAAGGUGACUAUUAUAGAGCAGCAGGACAAACCAGGUGGGCUUGCUUCAUCAGAGCGGGACAAAAAGGGCUUUCUUUGGGACAUGGGAGGCCAUGUGGUCUUCUCCCAUUACGAUUACUUUGAUAAGACACUGGACCGGGCUGUGGCACACUGGAACCAGCGAGUGCGGGCGGCAUAUGCUUUCAUGAUGGGUUCUGAUGGCAAAAGGAGGUUCAUCUCUUACCCCGUCCAAAACAACAUUGAAGUGAUGGACAAGACUGACCAACAGAAAUGUCUUGUGGGCUUGGAAGAGAUCACCCGUAACCCGAGCAAAGAAAAACCUGCAAAUUUUGAUGAGUGGCUGCAACAGAAAUUUGGGACUGGUCUGUGUGACGUAUUCAUGCGGAAGUAUAACAAGAAAGUCUGGACUGUCGAUACCACCGAGAUGAACACGGUUUGGGUGGGGGAACGUGUUGCUGUCCCUGAUAUCAACAAAAUCAAGGCCAAGAUAGCAGCUUAUGACAACGGAAGCCGGUUGGAGGAUUCAGGAUGGGGACCUAAUAGGUUCUUCCGAUUUCCCAGAUACAAUGGCACAGGGGGCAUAUGGCAAGGAGUUGCCAGUUUACUCCCUCAAGAGUGGUUUCAGUUUCGAACAGAGGUGACAGGAGUGGACCUGGACUCGAAAAGAUUGUUUCUCAAGAACAGAGGAGAUGACAGGAGGAGGUACACUCUGUCGUAUGACACGCUCAUAACUACUGAGCCACUGGACAUGUUUGUUAACAUGCUGGAAGGUAAGGAUAUAUCACUGGGUCAGAUGAAAGAACUUGUCUCAGGACUGGUGUACUCCCAUACUCACGUCAUAGGCAUUGGGCUUUUGGGCAAGCCUCCCAAGUUUCUGUCUGACAAGUCUUGGAUGUACUUCCCAGACUCUGAUUCACCAUUCUACCGGGUCACAGUGUUCUCAAACUAUUCUGAUGAUCACGUGCCAAAGCCGGGCACUUAUUGGUCACUUAUGUGCGAGGCAGCAGAGCCAAAGGACGCGACCAAUCCAAAAUACUGGACAAAGAAAAGCGUUGUUGCAGCCACUGUAGAGGCACUGAUCACUUAUGGAUUUAUCACUUCUGACAUUGUAGUUUCAAAAUACUACCGACGACUUGACCAUGGCUAUCCAGUCCCUCACCUGAACAGGGAAAAGAUCUUAAGCAUUGUCCAGCCAUGGUUAGGGGCACAGAGCAUCUACUCCCGUGGUCGUUUUGGUGGUUGGCGGUAUGAGGUUGCCAACCAAGACCAUUCAUUCAUGCAGGGAGUGGAGAUUGUGGACAGAAUAGUGCGGGGAAUACCAGAGGAAACGUAUCCAGAUCCAAACCUCGUGAAUACGCGCAAGAACACAGGCAGAUUCCUGCAGCAACCCUUGAGCUAUGAGUUUGUCAUUGCACACUAUAAUGAGAAUCUGGACUGGCUGAAGCCAUUUGCGAACCACAGUCACAUUUAUCACAAAGGACCAAACAUGGAACCACCUUUUGCAGUCAUAAAGUGGGAAACACUGCCCAACCUGGGUCGGGAAUCACACACCUAUCUCCACCACAUCAUAACCAAUUAUGAUAACCUUGCAAAUAUAACAGUGUUUCUUCAGGGGCACGGGCCUCGAAAAGACGGAGGCUUCUGCUUUCCAAAUCCAAUGGAUUAUGUCAAUAAUGCUUUAAGGAACCAAUUCUGUAGGGCAGCAGGAAGAACCAAAGAUUGGAGUGGUCUGAGAUACACAGGCAGUAUGCCACAAGAUCUCAAGUCAGGAGUUCUUCGAAAGUCCAACAUUACUCUGAGCGAUGUGUAUACUGCCAUGUUUAACACGCCACAUCCACCCUCCUUGCCUAGAUGCUUAAAGGGUUGCUUUUCGGGCACGAGGGACAAUAUCCGGAAGCGUCCCAAAAGUUUUUAUGAGAAACUAAUGCGCUUUGUUGACUUCCACCCUAAUCCGGAGGAGGGACAUUAUAUUGAGAGACUGUGGUGCGUCAUAGUUAAUCCCGUUUGAAGGGAAAUCCACCCUACUUUACCUCAGUUCUUUUAUGCAGACUUGACUCUUUGUCACACUCAUUUGAAAGGCAGCAGUCGCCAGAGUAACACCUCAAAGGUUACCAUCACUCUCAGAUUUACCGCACAGAUGUCGUAUGAUGUACAUGCACGCACAUGUACAAAUGUUUAUGUACAUUUCGUGUAUACAUGUAUGUACAAGUAUUCUAGACAGUAACAAGGAAAAGAUACUGUUCGUGGUUUUUGAAAAUGUGUUAACAUUGCCUCUUUUGAAAAUGAAUGGUUUUGCUUGUACAGCAGUAAAUUUUACCACAAUUGGAUAUUGAUCUGUCUCCCGUAUAACUGUAUAUAAAGAUAUAAAUAACUGUACUUUGGGGUCCAGAAUGGGGUUUGAGUGGAAAUGAAGGAUUUUAGGUACUGUACGCAAUUGCUUUUAAAUGCAAAAUGCAAGUUUUAUUGGAGAUUUUUCUUCUUCAGGCAGAGAAAAAUAGUUAAUAUUUUUGGGAUGGGGGAAGCAGCUGAUGUGCAUGUACAUGGUUAAUCAAAUUCAGAUGUAAAUGUGGUCCUAGAAACUGUAAAGAGGAAGUAUAAUUUGAGUGGCAUAGUGAGUGACACUACAUAUACAUGUACAUGUACCUCCUUGUAAUCUUGUCACCUGCCUUUCAAAUACACUGGGAUCUGUUUCAACAUGCUUGUUGAGUUGAGCCAUGUGCAUGUAAUGCUCUUCAUUGAGGUGACAUAGGCCUAAAUGGAAAAAAGUUACAUACAUACAGGUACAUAUACAUGUACUGCGGACUACAGCUUUAGGAAACUUAAACUACAUGUAUACAUGUAUGUAUUACGUAAUGAACCUUUACAUGUAUGUUGCGAAAAUUUCCUUUUGUAGUGUGAUUGAUGACCCACCCUCCCUGUUUUCCAAAACAAAUGAAUGGGUUGAAUUUUUCUUUGGUCUUUGAAUGCCCCUCAACUCCAAGGUUGUGUGGCUUGUUUGAUUCAGGACCUGUUUGUUUCACACGGAUCUGCAUCGUCAUCAGUGAUCCCGUAGUUGGUUCGCGCUAUCCAUUUGCCGGGUUCUGAUUCCAGUGAACCAAGGGCAGAUCAUGAUCAGUGAUCACGAUCCGAAUAUGCGUGAAACAAGCAAGGCCCCUAGUUUGAUAAAACACUGUUCAAACAGUGACAGGUUUACCUGUACUUGUUGCCUCUGGCUUGGGGCAUAAAAACAUGUAUAAUGGGGUGAUGUGAGAAUUGCUCAGUAUAUGUACAUUUCCGAAUUGCAGUGCGACUUGAGUUUUUUGUUAGCUGAAAUAGUUAAUACGAAUGUCAUUAAGGAGAUGCAGAUAAAAUCCAUCCAAACUUGAUACAUUUUUCUCUCGGGUCACUGCUUUGCACGUUAAAUAAUGUAUAUAUGUAGCUGCAUUGAAUUCGUCGGUGCGUUGGCGAAGUGACAACACCCCGGAAAAUCGAUGAUUUUUCGAUCCAGAGUUUUCCUAGCAUUUACCGCUAGCUUCCUUUGAUACAAAGAACAAAUGACAAGUACACGUAGCAGAAUUUCAAAG
Messenger RNA from Acanthaster planci (crown-of-thorns starfish), 4131 nucleotides. RefSeq lists its product as uncharacterized. The record is from RefSeq and is a predicted model, not a curated record. Lineage: Eukaryota; Metazoa; Echinodermata; Asteroidea; Valvatida; Acanthasteridae.